UUUCAAAAACCAAAAAUUGAAUCAGUUCAUCAAUCGCAUUGUUCCGGAUUUAAUUCAUAUAAUCCAAGAUUUCAACGUGUUGAAAUAUGGAUUCAUCCAAUGGAUGGUCAAACGACUGUCAUUCAAGGUGGUCGACGUUUGUUGAUUCAUUCAAAUACGAAAUUGCUGAUAAAUGAUAAUACUAAUAAUCAUAGUCAUACUAUUCAGAAUAAUAAUAAUUACAUUCAAGGAAAAUCAAUGCCAAAAUUGAAUUCAUCCACUGUUGUUGACUAUGAAAUUGACAAUGAAGAUGAAGAUGAUGAAGAAGCUCAAGCGGAAGCGGAAGAAUAUGCUAAUAUUUCUUUAAUUGAA
Molecule: messenger RNA, 351 nt
Organism: Schistosoma turkestanicum
Lineage: Eukaryota; Metazoa; Platyhelminthes; Trematoda; Strigeidida; Schistosomatidae
Source: the annotation of a GenBank genome assembly